CGUUCUUUUCCUUUCAUGGUGUGUACAGUGUACACAAAGAGCUUUUUUGUACACAAAGAAAGUUCGAGUAAAAUGGAUUACACAGCCAUUACCCAAUUUCUACUCUACCCUCCUCUCCUCUUCCUCCUGUAUCUAAUCUCUAACCACUUCCACCGGAAAUUCAAGAACUACCCGCCGGCCCCGUUCCUCACCCUCCCCGUCGUCGGCCAUCUCUACCUUUUGAAAAAGCAUCUCCACAAAACCUUAUCCAACAUUUCCAAAAAACACGGACCGGUCGUCCUACUCAAGUUCGGCUCCCGGAAAGUCCUCUUGGUCUCCUCUCCUUCCGCGGUGGAAGAAUGUCUGUCGAGGAACGACGUCGUUUUCGCGAAUCGCCCCCGUCUCCUGGCCGGAAAGUAUAUAGGGUACAACUACACCUCCCUAGCCUCGACGUCCUACGGCGACCACUGGCGCAAUCUCCGCAAAAUCGUGGCCACCGAAAUCCUGUCCAAUAAUCGCCUCCAGGCGCUCCACGAAAUUCGUGCAGACGAGGUGAAAUCAAUGAUCCGGAUGCUGGAUUCGUCUUCCAAAGCGGAGUCGCCAGCGGACAUGACGACUGUGUUUUUGGAGUUGAUGCUGAACCUGAUGAUGAGGAUGAUCGCCGGAAAAAGUUAUUACGGCGACGACAAGGAAGUGGAUGUGAAGAAGGCGGCUCGAUUCAGGGAGAUUAUCAGGGAGGUUUUCCUCUUCAGUGGGGCCGCCAACAUCGGAGAUUACGUGCCUUCUUUGAGUAGGCUAUCUGUCAAAUUCGAGGAGAGUUUGCGACAGUUACAGCUCAAGGUAGAUGCUUACUUGCAGGAUUUGAUUAGGGAGUGCCGGGAAAGGAUGGGUGACGGCGGCGGUGAUGACACGGGAAAAAGGAAAUCCUUUGUUGAUGUACUGUUGACCCGGCAAGCAGAGGAACCCGAAUAUUACAAAGAUGAUAUUAUCAAAGGCCUCGUAUGGGUAAUCUUAGUAGCAGGAACAGACACAUCAGCUGCAACAAUGGAAUGGACUCUCUCACUACUUCUAAACCACCAACAAGUUCUGAAGAAAGCGCAAGAAGAAAUCGAUGACAAGGUGGGAUACGAGAGACUAGUUGAGGAAUCGGAUAUGGCUGACCUCCCCUAUUUGAAUUGCAUAAUAAAGGAAGCAAUGAGAAUGCACCCCGUUGGCCCUUUGGCAAUCCCACAUGAGUCCUCAGAGGAAUGCACUAUAGCAAGCUAUCGCAUCCCGAAAGGGACAAUGUUGUUGCUCAACUUGUAUUCGAUCCAGAGAGACCCCGAAUAUUGGGAUGAGCCCACAAAGUUCAAGCCAGAAAGAUUUGAAGACUUUAAAGCAGUUACUACUGCUAAAGAAUAUGGGUACAAAUGGAUGCCUUUCGGGUCUGGUAGGAGAGGUUGUCCGGGAGAAGCACUGGCAUGGCACAUUGUUGGGUUGUCAUUGGCGUCGGUUAUCCAAUGCUUUGAUUGGGAAAGACUUGGAAGUGAAUUGAUAGAUAUGUGUGAAGAACCUGGUUUGACUAUGCCCAAAGCAACGCCUUUGGUGGCUAAAUGCAAGACACGGCCUUUUGUCAUUAAGCUCCUUUCUACUUAUUCAACAUGAUUUUCUUGUGUUUUUUUUGUUGUGUAAAUAUGUUUUUCAUUUGAAAUUACAGUCGAAGUAUUUAUAAAUCACACAUCAUCAAAUCGGAUUUGAAUCUAGUGUAGUUACCCCAGUGUGGUGUAUCUACUUGCUUAACCAGAUGAAAUCUGUUUAAUAAUUUUAUUUUCAUGAUAGAAGCCUAUCAUAUGUAGAAUUAUAGAUGAUGUAGCAUCCAAUUUCUCUCCCAUUUUUUUUUAUUUGACUUUUGUGGGAUCUCCGCUUUACAUACAUAU
Molecule: messenger RNA, 1895 nt
Organism: Cuscuta epithymum
Lineage: Eukaryota; Viridiplantae; Streptophyta; Magnoliopsida; Solanales; Convolvulaceae
Source: the annotation of a GenBank genome assembly